AUGGAGGACUACUUAGGACUCUUCUACCUUAACAUAUCUGCACGUCUGGGCCCCAACUGGAAUGGUGAAGAUCCCUGCACUGACUCGGUGGGCAAUGUGACCUUCCUUGUGGUGGCUUACAGUGCCUUGAUUGCCAUAGGGCUCAUUGGAAACUCUUGUCUAGUUUUCGUAAUUGCUCGCCAGCGGGAGAUGCGCAACGUCACCAACAUCUUCAUUGCCAACUUGUCCUGCUCUGACAUUCUCAUGGCACUUGUUUGUUUGCCUGUUACUGUUAUCUACACUCUAAUGAACCGCUGGAUUCUAGGAGAGGCAUUAUGUAAAGUGACACCUUUUGUACAGUGUAUUUCUGUCACUGUCUCUGUGCUUUCACUGGUACUCAUUGCUUUGGAAAGGCAUCAGCUCAUCAUACAUCCAACAGGUUGGAAGCCAUUACCUUGGCAUGCUUAUCUUGCUGUGGCUGUGACAUGGGCUGUAUCCUGCUUCAUCUCCUUGCCAUUCCUUUCCUUCAGCAUCCUCACCAAGCACCCAUUUCAGAAUCUUUCAUUGCCGUUUGAUCCCUUCAUUGACCAUUUUGUCUGCACGGAUAGCUGGCCCUCUGAAAACCACCGUCUGGCCUACACUACCUGCCUCUUGCUGUUCCAGUAUUGCCUACCCUUACUUCUUAUUCUACUUUGUUACCUGCGCAUCUUCUUGCGACUACGCAGGAGGAGGGAUGUGGUGGAGAGAGCAAGUGGCGGAGAUGGAGGUCGAAGGGGAGGCCACCGUAGAGUCAAUAUCAUGUUGCUUUCCAUAGUGGUGGCAUUUGGUCUCUGUUGGCUUCCUCUCACAGUUUUCAAUGCUCUAUUUGACUGGGACCAUGAGCAGAUUUCAACCUGUUAUCACAAUCUUAUCUUUUCACUCUGUCACCUGGCAGCCAUGGCGUCAACUUGUGUUAAUCCGGUCAUGUAUGGCUUUCUCAACAGCAAUUUCCAAAAAGAAGUGAAGACACUGCUGCUUCGCUGCCGCUGUGCAGGCGGAAGAGACCGGUAUGAGAGUUUUCCACUCUCCACUGUUAGUACAGAGGUGUCCAAAGCAUCACUUCAGAGUGUCACCAAUGGAAACACUGCAUAA
Molecule: messenger RNA, 1110 nt
Organism: Bombina bombina (fire-bellied toad)
Lineage: Eukaryota; Metazoa; Chordata; Amphibia; Anura; Bombinatoridae
Product: neuropeptide Y receptor type 1-like
Exons: 1
Coding region: 1-1110 (369 amino acids)
Biological process (GO): G protein-coupled receptor signaling pathway
Cellular component (GO): plasma membrane; neuron projection
Molecular function (GO): neuropeptide binding; pancreatic polypeptide receptor activity
Source: RefSeq, a predicted model, not a curated record